AUGUUGAACAAGAUCUGGUACAAGACCGACCUAGGGCGCACAACCGAUUACAACACGAUUGUAUCGGACUCGCAGGCCAUCCGCUACGUGGCCGAAUUCAUGCACCGAACUGGACUCCUUGGUCAAUUCCGCGACGUGGAAUACGAGGAUGUCGACGUCAACGUUGAAACGCUCGAAGGGAGCGGGCACUAG
This is a messenger RNA of Penicillium manginii, 192 nucleotides long. RefSeq lists its product as uncharacterized. The transcript has a single exon. Bases 1 to 192 code for a protein of 63 amino acids. NCBI's taxonomy places the organism in Eukaryota, Fungi, Ascomycota, Eurotiomycetes, Eurotiales, Aspergillaceae. The record is from RefSeq and is a predicted model, not a curated record.